Messenger RNA from Debaryomyces fabryi, 2613 nucleotides. RefSeq names its product mRNA-binding ubiquitin-specific protease. Gene Ontology annotation, cellular component: nucleus; cytosol. The record is from RefSeq and is a predicted model, not a curated record. The transcript has a single exon. Gene Ontology annotation, biological process: protein deubiquitination. NCBI's taxonomy places the organism in Eukaryota, Fungi, Ascomycota, Pichiomycetes, Serinales, Debaryomycetaceae. Gene Ontology annotation, molecular function: cysteine-type endopeptidase activity; cysteine-type deubiquitinase activity. Bases 1 to 2613 code for a protein of 870 amino acids.
AUGUCUACAUCUUCGAACACAUCGAAUAGUGGUCCCAAUCGUUUCCGCAGCGACGCUGCUAGCUUUUCACCGAGUGUUCCUUCUCCGGGAGUCAUGAACCAACAAAUGCAACAACAACAGCACAUAUACCCUCAGUACAUGUAUGGGACACCGCAGAUGGUGCCUAAUCAGUAUUACCCAUAUAUGACACCGUAUAUGAUGCAUCCGAAUGCACCAUAUUCUGACUUCAAUCCAUAUACUCAAGGGUACGGAGCGUACCCAAUGCAAAUUCCACAGUACCCUGGUCAACCAUAUCCAGGAAUGCCAAAUAUGAAUGGGGGAGGGAAUAUGAAUAUGAACGUAAUGAUGAACACCAGGCCUAAAAUGAACCAUAAUAAUAAAUCCAAGCCAUACAUAUCUAAUUCCGGAAGAUCAAGGUCCUCGUCUUCAGUUUCGUCAAAUGUUUCAAACCAGUAUCAACAUCACCAACAAACUCCCCUGGCUGCACACCCACACCCACAAGAACAGCGGAAACAAGAAAAUAAACCCGAAAAGUCCGUUGAAGAGAAAUCACAAUCCGAUCAAACCAAAACGGAUAUCUCAGUAUCUGCAGACGCUAACAAUGAAACCAGCAAAGAAGGAAAGAAGCAUGAUACUGUAGCUCCAACUACAAGAGAGGAUUCAGAGGAAAUACCAUCGAACCAUAACAAACCAAUGUCGUAUCCAUUAUAUUUCAAUGAAAGGCCACAGAAUUUUACGAAUUUACAGCAAUCAAUCGCUUCUGGAAGAAAUGAGUUAUUUAAACAGAAAAAUGAAAGAUUGAAUGAAUUUAUCAGGUCAGAAAGUAAUGAAGAGCAAAGCUUAGUUAUUAAUAGAAACAGUAACAUCACAAUUAUAGAUUACAACACUAAUACUACUCACAAAACUAUUGAGAAUAAUAAUUAUAAUACUCAUAGACCUAAUGAUAAUGAUGAUAAUAGUAACAAAUAUAAUGAUAAAAGUAAUGAAGUUAAUCUUGGAGGAGCGGAUUCAACCGAAAAACAUAAAGACAACAAGUCCGGUAAUUGGGCUUCAUUUUUACAAACAACAGCAACCGUACCAACUAAGAAAUCAAAGUCACAACCUAAGUCUUCGACAGGACACAAUCAAAUACCCGCUUCUGGCUCUACGACUGAUGUCAUCUCUCCAACGAAUAUCUCACAAGCAAAUAAUAUAUUAGCUUCGGACUCUUCUCAGCCACUAGGUAUUUUAUUGUUGAAGAUUAUGUUUGAUACUAAUUACUCAGUAAUGAAUUCUUACAAUAAUUGCCCAAUUUUCCAGGUGAAACCUAGAGGAUUGACUAACACCGGAAAUAUAUGUUAUAUGAAUGCGAUUUUACAAGUUUUAUUAUACUGUGAACCAUUUAAUAAAACUCUUAAGUUGAUAGAGAGUAAAUCCAUUGGUUCAUUAAGUCAAAAAUCAACAACUCCGUUAUUAGAUAUAGUGAUUAAGUUUUGGAAAGAGUUUAGUCAACCAUCGAGCAUGAAGCCAAUUUCUCCAGAUAAUUUUUACAUGAGUUUGAUUACACAUGAAAAGUUUUCACAUUUGAAAUGGGGCCAACAAGAAGAUGCUGAAGAAUUUUUGGGAUACUUUUUAGAUGGGUUACACGAAGAGUUCGUUGGAGCAAUUAAGGGGUUGAAUACUCCUCAAAUUGAUUUAUUAAUUCAACAGUUUCAACAACAAAAUGACGAUAUUGAUCAACUUAAAUUAAAUGAAUUCAAGAUGAAUAUUAAGAAUACUAUGAAAAUCAUUAAAAAAUCCAAAUCAGAAAAUCAAGAUACCACUAACCAAGAGGAAGUUUCUGAUCAUGAAAGUAAUGGUUGGUCAGAGGUAGGUUCUAAUAAUAAGAAAGUUAGCGCUAAGAGAACUGUUGAAAUAGAACCAUCUCCAAUAACAGCUUUUUUUGGAGGGCAAUUUAGAUCUGUAUUACAAAUACCUAAGAAUAAGGAAAGUCAAUCUAUCACUUUGGAUCCUUUCCAAUGUAUCCAAUUGGAUAUUUCAGAACCAUCUAUCACUACCGUUGAAGAUGCAUUUAAACAAUUGAAUGAACCAGAAAAAAUACCUUACAAAUCCUCGUCGAACAAAGAAGUUAUCGCUAAGAAGCAAACUUUUAUUGAUCAAUUACCUAAUAUUUUAAUAAUUCAUUUAAAGAGAUUCUCAUAUCAACAAGAAGGUGAAAAGGAGAAUGCUUCGUCUAAUGACCAAUCAUCGAAUACGUUGUCAAAUGGCUCAAGAUCGUUGGGAAGUAUCGAAAAAUUACGUAAGAAAAUAGAGUAUUCUCAUCAUUUGACAAUUCCUAACGAAGUUUUAUCUCCAUUAUAUAAACAUUCUGGCAACAACAGUAAUCACUACAGGUUAUUUGGUGUUGUUUACCAUCAUGGCAUUAGUGCAGAGGGUGGUCAUUAUACAAGUGACGUAUUAAGAAAAUCAUCCGUUUUUGAUAACGAGGAAGAAUCCAAUGAUAAGAAGAUUGACAAUCAAUGGAUAAGAAUUGAUGACACCCAAAUUUCCGAAGUUGAAAAAGACGAAGUAUUGAACGGCGGCGACGAAGAAACGACGAAGAAUGCAUACAUAUUAUUCUAUCAAAAAACCUAA